CUGAUUCAUUGAGUGGGAAGUGGAGAUAUUGAGAGGAAAGACCAACAGGAUUUUUGAUGGGGGUGGGGCGCAAAAAGUUGAGUUUUGGGGGGGAGAUGGUGCAAUGAGUUGUUUUUAAUAUGUAAAAAAACAUACAUACAUACAAACCUGGGGGCCGGGCUUUUACAAGUUUAAGUGUUUCUGUUGCUUUCUAAUACUUUUUUGAGUAUGGGAAAUGCUGGGAGGAGUCGCCUCAGGGAAAACGCACCUGAGCAUGUGCAGAGUGCCUUUUGCUGGUAGCAGUGAUUACAGCACAACAUGUCUGAGUUCAAUGAAUAAGGUUUCUCUAGAGCAGAGGUUUUCAACCUUUUUGAGCCCAUGGUUCCCUUGAGCAACUGCAUACUUUCUGCCUAACCCCUGUGGAGUUCAGGAGCCCAGUUAUGUCUCCCCUUGCCUGCAGAGCUGGCAGCCCCUCACCAUCCCUUGUGGAUUGUUCCCUCAGCCUCCUCUCCUCUCCCCUCUCACUGGGAGUCCUCUGGGCAGCCACUGCUGAUGGCCCCCGUCUCUGAGCUGCCUGCCCCAAAGAGAGGUGCCUCCUCACACUGCCCCACAGGGCCCAGGGACUUGUCUGUCCAUUCCGGACAGCAAGGGCUGGUGGACUAGUUGGCUGGGCUCCCUCACCCGCUUGCUUGCUUGCUUGCUUGCUUGUUUGCUUACUUCAAGGCCGCCUCAGCUACUGGCAACCAGCAACCCCUGACCAGCCCCAAAGGCAACAUUCGCUGCAGAGCUUGUGGCCAGGGCUGCUGUAACAAACAGCUGUGCAAGCCUUUGGGAGGCCGAAAUGGCAGAGGGCAUCAGAGGAAGGAGGGACAGAGAUGAUGAAGUUUUUGCAGCUUUUCGGGAGAUUACGAUCAGUCAUCAUUGGGAUGGUCCAUGUGAAAGCGCUGCCAGCUUCAUUAGAAGAACAGGCUUUGGACCUUCCCUUCAUAGGCAUGAUGGCGGUGAAAUCAGAGGAACCCCAAGGAAUACCUUGCCAUUGCCUCAGAUAAUUGAAGAAGCCUGUCAGGAAGCUGAGAUUUACAAGGCUGCAGGAGUUGAUGGCUUGAUUGUAGAAAAUAUGCAUGAUCGGCCGUACACAGUUGGUGUGGGUGCAGAAAUCACUGCAGCCAUGGCAGUCAUUUGUGCCACUGUGAAACAGACGUGCCCCCGUCUCCCAGUGGGUGUUCAGAUCCUAAGUGCUGCAAACCAAGAUGCUAUAGCAGUCGCUCUUGCUGCUGGUCUUGACUUCAUUCGAGCGGAAGGCUUUGUUUUUUCUCACGUGGCAGAUGAAGGGAUUCUGAAUGCCUGUGCUGGCAACUUGCUCAGAUACCGGAAGCAAAUUGGAGCAGAACAUAUUCAGGUUUUUGCUGACGUUAAAAAGAAACACAGUUCUCACGCUCUGACAGCUGAUGUUAGUGUAGCAGAGACGGCUAAGGCUGCUGAAUUCUUUCUGGCUGACGGGGUCAUAUUGACUGGAGCUGCCACUGGAUUGGAGGCAGAUCCCAAAGAACUGGAAGAAGUUGGAUGUGCUGUGAAGAUACCAGUGUUGGUUGGAUCUGGAGUGACUCAGGAAAACUUGAAGAACUACUUGGGUGCAAAUGCCUUGAUCGUUGGUUCAUAUUUCAAGAAAGAAAGCUAUUGGGCAAAUAACAUUGACCCGGAUUGCGUGAAGCGGUUUAUGGAUUACGCUGCUGAACUGAGAGUGUGACAUUGUUGGAUCCUAUGGUAAUCAUACACAGUCCUUAUGCCACUGUGUAUCCUUUAGUCCCAGCACCUUAUCUUGUAACUUGAAGCCUUUGGUUUGGGUCUGCUCCAUCUUCCAUGUGACAGAAUGUUGCAGAAUUUUUUGAAGCACCGGUUACCUUGUUCUAAGGGGAUCCUGUGUUGGACUCCAAAUCCCAUCAUUCCUGACCAUUGACUGUGCUGGCUUAGGGCUGGUGGGAGAGUCUUAACAAUAUCUUGAGGGCCACAAGUUAGCCACCUUUGCUGUAAGACCAGGAAGAAGUUCUAAGUCUGAAGUCUCUCCCCAUCUUCCACUCACCCCUGCUGCCCCAAAGCAGUCCAAAUGUUUCCUUUGUCAUGCUACAUUUCCCCCCUAACGAAAUCAACACUAGCUUCAAAGGUACACUUUUAGAUUUCCCUGCCAUUAGAACCCAAGACAUCAGCUAAUAAAACAGCAUAAUGUUUUUCAAGUGUUAUAAACACAAUUCUAGGAAGCCAUUUAGAAACUGCAUUAAGAGACACCGAUAAUGACUGUUUAGGAGUGGUGAUAGUUGUGAGGUGGGUUUUGUGUGUGUGUGUUUCUUUUUACAAAUACUGACUUGCUAGAAGUCACAUUCAUUCAUUACUGGGAAGGUGAAGCUAUAAUGUGUUACUUCAGUGAUGCACGUUAACAAGGGGGAGGAAAAUAAGAUUACUCGAUUCGCUCCUUUAUACUCAUCUAAUUCAAAGCGUAAUCAUUGCUGGUGCUGUUGGAGCUGUGUCCAGACAAAACUGCUCGUGUGGAAGCCCAGCAUCUUAACCAUUCCUGGUUAUUUGCAGUAAUUACUGCCAACUGUGCCAGGGUCCCAGCGUUGUGCCCAUACUGCAGCUGCAACAUACGAAGUGCAGCUAAAUUGUUCAUCGCUUGAUGACUCUCUGAUGAAUGUGCAGCACUGAGGUGGGCUUUAUCACCGAUAGCACCAGCCUUGUAGAAUGACCUCCCUGUUGAAACGCGAAGAGGCCCCAUCAUUAUUGGCAUUCUGCCGGCUCUUGAAGAGCACACCUGUUUAGGCAGGUAUUCCCCUGAACUUGAGAUCUAAUUAUGCGUUUUUUAACUGUUCUAAUUAUUAGAAAUUUUAACUGGCUUGUUUUCUUGCCUUUUUACAUCAUGGAAGCUUUUGUUGCCUUGAUUGAAUUGGUUUAUUGUGAAUUUUAAUUGCUUACGGAUUUUAUAAUUGAGUUUAUACUUGUAAACUGCUUGGAUGGCAUAUAGGCAGUAUAUACUUUAAUAAAUAAAUAAAUAAAUAAAUAAAUAAAUAAAUAAAUAAAUAAGCUAAAUAAUCAUUUGUGAACUGUCUUUGGUGAAAAGUGUGCUUGAGAUGUUUUCUCAUAUAUAUUUUUCCUCCCUGUAUGGUUGCUGUUUCACAUUCACAGCUCAACACUAGAUAUGGCAGGCCUUGUGUAAUAAAUGCAUGCAUGUCUAUGCUCAGUCUUUCAGAGUGUUUUCAAGAUGGGCCAUUCUACAAUCUGGUAUGUUCCUUGAGGCUCCGUGAU
This is a messenger RNA of Podarcis raffonei (Aeolian wall lizard), 3273 nucleotides long. RefSeq lists its product as uncharacterized. NCBI's taxonomy places the organism in Eukaryota, Metazoa, Chordata, Lepidosauria, Squamata, Lacertidae. Bases 821 to 1726 code for a protein of 301 amino acids. The record is from RefSeq and is a predicted model, not a curated record. The transcript is spliced from 8 exons.